GUCCGCGCAAGAAGCUCUGUUAAAUGGACUAAUUUUCCGUCAACUUUUUGUCUACAAUAAAAAUUUUACUGUUUCAUUGUUCUUGUUCUACCUCGUUGAAAACUAUAUAUGAUUCAGAUAUAUUUUUGGGAUUUAUAUGUGUGUGUCGAAGGUGGCGAAUCCAAGAAAAAGUGUUGGUGAGAAUAGGGAUAAGGGAAAUGAUGAUUUAUUUGAUCAUGAUUUGGUGAUUAACAAUGCGUUGGACUCGAUGAUUUCGCCGCUGCUUUCUGGGUUUAGUAGAGAGAGAGAGAUGUCAGCUAUGGUGUCGGCUCUGGCCCACGUCGUGGCCGGAGACGUCGCCGGCGAAGGAGAAGCUGCGGCGGAGGGCGGCGGCGGAGGAGGCAGUGCAUGCAAGAGGGGCCGUGAUGAGCAGCUGCAGCCUUCUGAAUCUGUCACCAGAUUUUGCAGAGGAUAUACUGAUUUUGCCAUUGGAAGCUCUAAUUUAGGAGAAGCAGCGGGUACAAGCAUCAUAGCAUCAACGGCAGCGGCAGCAAUCUACAGCUACAGUGCGACAUUCUCACAAGAUCAUCAAAACGCAGCAGAUUCGUCGUCAAGAAUCAGCAGAAGAUACAGAGGCGUGCGGCAGCGGCCCUGGGGGAAAUGGGCGGCCGAGAUCCGCGACCCCUUCAAGGCCGCCCGCGUCUGGCUCGGCACCUUCGACACGGCGGAGGACGCCGCCCGGGCUUACGACGAGGCGGCGCUCCACUUCCGCGGCAGCAAGGCCAAGCUCAACUUCCCGGAAAACGUCAGGCUCAUCCACGCCUCGCCCUCCUCCUCCUCUUCGCCGCUCUCAUCAUCCUCGCCGCCGGCCAGAAUCGCAGCCGUGUCGACGGCGGCGGACGCCAUUGUCCACACCCGCCCUCAGUUUCAAGGGCAGAACGUGAGCCUUGGUGAUAUGCCAAUGCAAGGCGUCGGUGGAUAUUUUCCCGGUUUCACGCCUUAUUAUACGGCGGGUUUUUCCGGUGGAUUUGAGUCUUUUCCGGCGCCGGUGGCUCCUUAUAGUACGGUUUUUCCGGCUGCUCGGCCGCCCGGAGCCGAUGGAGCGGCGGAGGGCAGCCAGGGCAGCGGUGGUGGAGCUGAGUUUUCUUGGGAUUCCGGCAAUCAGACUUCGUCAAGUUGAUUUCAAGGAGAAUAUUUUUGGGAUUUUUCUUUUUUGGUUUUUAUUUUAGUAGGAGAAAAAAAAAAGAAGUUAUUUAACUGCAUGGUGGUAUGAAGCAUAAUUUCUUUGAUAA
Salvia miltiorrhiza (redroot sage) is the source of this 1271-nucleotide messenger RNA. RefSeq names its product ethylene-responsive transcription factor ABR1-like. The transcript is spliced from 2 exons. The record is from RefSeq and is a predicted model, not a curated record. Gene Ontology annotation, biological process: regulation of DNA-templated transcription; ethylene-activated signaling pathway. The coding region runs from base 137 to 1159 and encodes 340 amino acids. NCBI's taxonomy places the organism in Eukaryota, Viridiplantae, Streptophyta, Magnoliopsida, Lamiales, Lamiaceae. Gene Ontology annotation, molecular function: DNA binding; DNA-binding transcription factor activity.